GCCCAGGGAGGGAAGAUGGCGGCGCGGGCGGGCUUCCAGGCGGUCGCUCCGAGCGGUGGCGGCGGCGGAGCCGGGCCCGGAGCGGGGCCUUUAGGGCCUGGCGCCGCGGGGGGGCCUCCGGUGCGGAUGGGCCCGGCCCCGGGGCAAGGGAUGUACCGCUCGCCGUUGCCCGGCGCCGCCUACCCGCGUCCCGGGAUGCUGCCUGGCAGCCGCAUGAACCCCCAGGGACCUGCAAUGGGGCCUCCAGGGUAUGGCGGGAGCCCUUCAGUCCGACCAGGGAUGGCUCAGUCAGGGAUGGACCAGUCUCGCAAGAGGCCAGCCCCUCAGCAGAUCCAACAAGUGCAGCAGCAGUCCGUGCAGAAUCGUAAUCACAAUGCCAAGAAGAAGAAGAUGGCAGAUAAGAUUCUACCUCAGCGGAUCCGGGAGCUCGUACCGGAGUCUCAGGCAUAUAUGGAUUUGUUGGCCUUUGAGAGGAAAUUGGACCAGACCAUCAUGAGAAAGCGCCUGGAUAUCCAGGAGGCCUUGAAACGACCCAUUAAGCAAAAGCGGAAGCUGCGCAUUUUCAUCUCUAACACCUUCAACCCGGCCAAGUCAGAUGCGGAGGAUGGAGAAGGUACUGUUGCCUCCUGGGAGCUUCGAGUGGAAGGGCGGUUAUUAGAAGACUCUGCUCUCUCCAAGUAUGAUGCUACCAAGCAGAAGAGAAAGUUCUCAUCCUUCUUCAAGUCUCUAGUGAUUGAGUUGGACAAGGACCUCUAUGGCCCGGACAAUCACUUGGUGGAGUGGCACAGGACUGCUACCACYCAGGAGACAGACGGUUUCCAGGUUAAAAGACCUGGGGAUGUGAAUGUGCGUUGUACUGUCCUCCUGAUGUUGGACUACCAGCCUCCACAGUUUAAACUGGACCCGCGCUUGGCCCGCCUCCUAGGGAUCCACACUCAGACACGCCCAGUGAUCAUCCAGGCGCUGUGGCAAUACAUCAAGACCCACAAGCUUCAAGACCCCCACGAACGGGAGUAUGUUAUUUGUGACAAGUACCUCCAACAGAUAUUUGAAUCUCCGCGAAUGAAGUUCUCUGAGAUCCCCCAGCGGCUUCAUGCAUUGCUUAUGCCUCCAGAGCCAAUCAUCAUCAACCAUGUCAUCAGUGUUGAUCCAAAUGAUCAGAAGAAAACUGCCUGCUAUGAUAUUGAUGUGGAAGUGGAUGACACCUUGAAAACCCAAAUGAAUUCCUUCCUGCUAUCCACAGCCAGCCAGCAAGAGAUAGCUGCACUGGAUAACAAGAUCCAUGAGACCAUAGAAACCAUUAACCAGCUGAAGACUCAGAGGGAGUUCAUGCUGAGCUUUGCCAGAGAUCCGCAGGGCUUCAUCAAUGAUUGGCUUCAGUCCCAGUGCCGAGACCUGAAGGCUAUGACAGAUGUUGUCGGAAACCCAGAAGAGGAACGGCGAGCUGAAUUCUACUUCCAACCAUGGGCUCAAGAGGCUGUGUGCAGAUACUUCUACUCAAAGGUUCAGCAGAGACGGCAAGAGUUGGAACAGGCUCUGGGAAUCCGUAACACAUAGACAGGCCUGCCUCUCCCUCGCCAGCAGGACUCCUGGCUACCAAACACUGCAGGGAUACACUGCUCAGGCCUAUACAAUUCCCACUCCAGCACAGAACCUACCACUACUGCCCUUCCCCCUCAACCCCAACACCGUAUUUCUGCUGCUCCAGUCCUCUCCUUGGAGGAGAGGGUGACAUUGACAGCCAGGCUAAAGCUCUUGCAUUUCUGCCCUGGCUGAAGCUCUUCCGCAUUUGGGGCAGCUUCAAUUCAGAGUCUUCCUAGCUCAGGAUUUCCUUGCCAGUCCCUCAGGCCCUAUUCCCUGGCUUUACUUCCAAAAUUGAGGGGUGGACAGCUUUUCUGCACCUCAGCUCUAAAUUUAGCCAGGUCUGGGUCCCUUUAGUUUCCUGCAGGGCCUAGGAAAAGGGCAAAUCUUGUACAACUUCUGGCCUCUUGAAUGAGGCAGAUGCAUAUGUUAGGAAAUAACUGAAUCUCUUUCAUCCCUCCCCCCAAUCUAGCUGGCUUUAUUUUCAUUGAAAACUAGUACAACAAAGUUGGCAAGGGUCACAAGGGUCAUACCUGCCUUUCAUAUUAGUGUCUCUAUAAUGGGAUGAUUAGAAAAGCCGCCAGCUCGAAUAUUGGGCCCUCCUGUUCCUCCUUAAUAAUUUAAAAUCCAUUUCCAGGAAAGUAGACACACUUUCCAUCUGAAUAUCAUAUCCCCCUCACCCCACUAUUGUCAACUUUGAUCUCUGGACCUGCAAAAGUUGUCAGAAGGCCAUGUGCAAGCUGAAGUUGCUCUCCUUCUGUCACCGGAUUGACACAGAGCAGGUUUCUGGCAUCCUAAAUGUUUAAAUAAGGGGGAAGGAGAUUUUUAGUGGGAUGAACUGCUCCCUUUUGACACAUCUUUCUCGGUCUUGGGUACCCGCUGGUGGGGAGGCAUUCAGGAUAGAGCGCCAUCUUUUUAUUGACUGAUUCCAGGGACUGUAUUGCAGCUGGACUGGUCCCAGUUGCUUGUAUUGACACUAGCUGCAAAAAUCAAGUAACUGACAACCCCGCUUCCUCUUCCAACGCUGGCAUUGAGGCAAGGGAUUGCUGUGAAUUCAGGAGUCCAGGCGACCCUAUCCCUCUGUGUCCAUGUGUUCAAGUUGAGCGUGAGCGACUCGUCUUGUCUUUGCCACAUGAAAGAUCUCACCCCAUUCCCUCCCCCCCCCCCUUCCCUUCCCUUCCUUUUCCUUGCUUUGUGGUGCUGGGGAAUAGAACCCUGGUGCCUUCCGUAGCUGCCACAGGCUCUCAGGGCAAGUAUAGAUGAAGGAAGCUCAGAGACUGACUGGCUCGGCAAGUGUAGCUGUUCUUAACUGCUCCCUCUUCUUACGCUUUAUGUUCUGUGGUUCUCUUCCACCCUCUCCCCUUGGACCAAAUUUUUUUGUACUGUAUCCUUUUAGAUGUCGCCCCAUUUUAAUAAAAGCUGCCUCUGACUGAA
Anolis sagrei ordinatus is the source of this 3015-nucleotide messenger RNA. RefSeq names its product SWI/SNF related, matrix associated, actin dependent regulator of chromatin, subfamily d, member 1 (gene SMARCD1). NCBI's taxonomy places the organism in Eukaryota, Metazoa, Chordata, Lepidosauria, Squamata, Anolidae. Gene Ontology annotation, cellular component: nucleus; SWI/SNF complex. Gene Ontology annotation, biological process: regulation of transcription by RNA polymerase II. The record is from RefSeq and is a predicted model, not a curated record. Gene Ontology annotation, molecular function: transcription coregulator activity.